UGUGCCAUUGGUGCACUUAUGUUGGACAUUAAUAUUGACGUUCGGCAAACGUAGAUACAAGUUUUGAGUAUAGGCACUUCAUUUCAUAAGGGGAAAAAAUCAACACGGCAUGCUAUAUGUAGCCUACGAAUGCAAAAAAAAUCUUUCCCCAGUGAAAGUACACCGAUUACUGUGCUCGCUAAGCAACGGUUCUACCACGGAACAAGUGCGACCACGCAAACAGCGAGGCGCGCCCACAGAAAGGGGAGGGUGAGUGGGCACGAGUCAGUGUUGUCGAAGGCAGGCUUUAUGUCUUGCUAAAUGACUUGCUUGAGUUGGGGUAGAGCGUAGUUGGAGACAAUCAGACAGUACACGCAAACAGUCCACAGGUGCUCGUAGCCGACCGGGAAUAACGAAGGCAUGUAAAGGGAUGUUCUUGGACGGAAUGCGAUGUAUUGGUCUGAGAUGACACGAUGUCGGUUGUUUUUAACAGAAGAUGGAACAUGUUUUGGGAAAUUGUUUUCUCUUGUCUCGUAUCGUUUUGACCACCCAUUCAAUAGGCGAAGGGUCUGUUUUCAUCUAGUGUUCUGAAAACACGUAAGAUAUAAUAAUUCAGCAAGGACAGCGCAAUAAUCAUGCAUCUCUUCCGGAGCUACACUUACCGGGUCCAUCCUGACCGCUAUUCCAUGGACACACAGACUAUUCGAGGCAUCAGCUGGACUCCUUUGCCUGACACCCUGGACACGCAGAACACUAUGAAACAGUUUCUAUCAGAGAGGAUCAUGAAAGCUGCAAAAGCGGUGUCCAGUGCAUUAAUUGAACGCAAUCCAGUUCUGUUCAGAGAUCGAAAGCAUCACUUAAAAACAUACAGACAGUGCGGUAGUGGGAAGGAGUUGGUUGAUUGGCUGAUGAAGUUAAAUGACUGCCAAUCACGAAGCCAGGCUGUUGGCAUGUGGCAGGUCUUGGUGGACGAAGGCAUCCUAAUUCAUGUGAAGCAAGAGCUGAACUUCCAGGACAGAGACACGCAGUUCUACCGCUUCAUUGACACGGAGUUUGACCUCUCAGUGGAUGAGAAGUACUCAAAGGAGGAGGAGCUCCAGGAGAGUUUGUCACUGCUGAUCCAGAUGGGUCCUGAUGCUCUUCUCACAAUGAUUCUGCGCAAACAGCCGAAUCAGAGGAGUGCGGAAGAUCUGGAGGUGAUUUAUGAGGAGCUGAUGCACAUCAAGGCUGCUGCACACCUGUCCACCUCAGUACGGAAGGAGUUGGCGGCUGUGCUGGCGUUCGAGUCUCACACCAAAGGGGGCACAGUCUUGUUCAGUCAGGGUGACAAAGGGACUUCCUGGUACAUCAUCUGGAAGGGGUCUGUUAAUGUCAUCACACACGGCAAGGGUCUGGUGACUACGCUGCAUGAGGGAGAGGACUUUGGGCAGUUGGCCUUGGUCAAUGAUGCGCCCCGAUCUGCCACGAUCAUUAUGCGUGAAGACAACUGCCACUUUCUCAGAGUGGACAAGCAAGACUUCAUACGCAUCCUCAAAGAUGUAGAGGCCAACACUAUGCGUCUGGAAGAACAUGGGAAAGCUGUCCUGGUCCUUGAAAAGAGCUCCGGACAGGAGUUAACCAAUCAGGGCGGAGCAGGAGGCAGCAGCAAGUACACUGUGAUGUCAGGAACACCAGAGAAGAUACUGGAACAUUUACUUGACACAAUUAAGCUGGACACAAAUGCGAGCGACCAAAUAGAUCCUUCUGUGAGUGACUUCCUGCUCACCCACCAGAUCUUUAUGCCCUCUGGACAGCUGUGCACCGCCCUACUGAAUCAUUACCAUGCUGAGCCCUCAGAGGGCUCUGAGCUGGAGAAGGCGGCCUACGCCCUGAACACCAAGCAGAAGAUUGUGAAGUUGGUUCUCCAGUGGGUCUCGCUGUAUGGACUAUUUCUGAAGGACAACACUCCAGCGGUUGACUUCCUGGAGAGCCUGAAUAAAGAGGUGAUAGGCGACUCUCGCCUCUCUGCAAUGCUUCGAGAACAGCUCAAGGAGAGAAGGAAGAAAAUGCUAGACAAUGGACACCAGCCCUGGAUUAGGCAACAUAAUCAGCUUGAUUGGUUCCUGGGCUAUGAUAUCCCAGUCGGAAAGUGUCAGGCCAUCAAGGUUAAUGACAAAGUCCUGCAUGAGAUCUUCAGGCCUGACCACACAUUUGUGUGCCUGAUGCUGCCAGUGAACUCAUCUGUGCAGGACAUCAUGGAAGCCAUGGCAAAUACAAGCAGAGAUCACGUACUUGUCAAAAUGAACUCUUCAGGAGAUAGGGAGGAGCUCAAGCUGGAAUCCAGGGCUGUCUCCACCUCUCUGGGUCUGAAUGAGAGACUGUUCCUCUGCUCAGCCAACCAAGUGGAUAAACUGACACCCUUAAAGGAGCAACUGGGCCCUGAGGUGAACACCAUGGACACACUUGAGCAGAUGGGCUCCAAGGACAUUGCUAGCCAACUCACCAAUUAUGACUGGGAGCUGUUCACCGCCAUGCAUGAGACUGAGCUGCUCUACUAUGUUUUCGGGAGGGAGAAAUUCCCACACACCACGACUGCCAACCUGGAGCGCUUCAUGCGCCGCUUCAACGAGGUGCAGUACUGGGUGGUGACGGAGCUGUGUCUGUGUGUAGACCUGGCCAAGCGGGCCGCUCUGCUCAAGAAGUUCAUCAAGAUGGCCAUUGUGCUGAAGGAGCAAAAGAAUCUCAACUCCUUCUAUGCUGUGAUGUUUGGCCUGACCAACAGUGCGGUCACCCGGCUCUACAAAACCUGGGAGAGAGUACCUAACAAGACACGGAGGAUCUUCACAACUUAUGAGAGAAUACUGGAUCCUGCCAGGAACCACAGGGCGUAUCGGCUGGCGGUGGUCAAACUCAGCCCUCCUUAUAUCCCCUUUAUGCCUCUCAUAUUGAAAGACAUGACAUUCAUCCAUGAGGGAAAUAAGAACUACACCAACACUUUGGUGAACUUUGAGAAAAUGCGCAUGAUCGCCAGGACAUUGAAAAUAGUGACGGGCUGCAGGAAUCAAUCUUACUCAGUGCCCUCCUCACCACAGAAGGGCAUGACGGAGCGAAUGUUCCUGGAGACUCCUGCCAUACGUCUAUCCACGUAUUCCGAACAGUCGCUCACCCUGCGCAGCACCAGCAACAUCCGUCACUACGUCCAGAACCUCAAAGUCAUCGACAACCAGAGGAAGCUAACACAGAUGUCCAGGGACAUCGAACGUUGACAUUCCAUGCAUCAGAAGCACAGGGCAGAUUGUUCUGUGCCAUCAUUAUCAUGUAGAGGCCAAGCAUUGCACUGUGUCUUAUAUUACUGAGUCAUCAAGCUAUAUUUUACAGCAUCAUACAGCCUUUGAACUUGUUAAAGGGAUUGUUCACCCAAAAACAAAAAUUCUGCCGCUAUAUCCACAACGUCCAACCAAUGCUCCCCCAAUGGAUGGUUUUUCAUCAGUCCAGUUCAAAAUGUGAUAUCUGAUUGAAUGGACAUGUUCGAUUAGAAAACAUUGGCAAAGAUUCACUUUCAUUGUAUAAUGGAAAGAGUGGAUCUGUCAGUUUGCUGUCUGGCUGUCUAAGUUGAUGUGGUGUUUCACUGACAUAAUCAUGUGUAAAAAUGGCAAACAAUAGCAGUGUUUUCACAUUUGUGUGAACUAUCUGGAUAACCUACAGGUGUAUGAGCCUUCUCAGAACUGGUCUAGCUGGUAACAGUUGAGUCGGCCAGAAAAAAUUGCUUCCUGGCCUACAGUGCCCCCUAGUGCCUUUAUAGAGGCACACGCGAGAAUGCACAGUACGGCAGCACACCUGUGUACACGGCUGAAAAAUGCAAGUUAUGGCAACACAGGAUAUUAUGUUUAGCUUUGGGACCAUUCAGCCAUGGAGAUCACUGGGGCCGUGGAGAACACUGUGGGCUUUAUAUACAGUCUGAAGGUCGCAAUACCUGUAGUGACCAAAGGACUUGUGGUCAUUUUGGAUAGGAUGGAAAUUAUGAAGACAGCACAAUCAGUUUUGUAGUUUUUACAGUUAAAUGUAUGAGCAAAAUAUUUCAUAUCAAAUGUAUCAAAAGUUUAUUUUUUUCUAAAUAAAUUAUUGAAAACAA
Messenger RNA from Clupea harengus (Atlantic herring), 4090 nucleotides. It is a transcript of the gene rapgef3, whose product is annotated as Rap guanine nucleotide exchange factor (GEF) 3. Gene Ontology annotation, biological process: Ras protein signal transduction. Gene Ontology annotation, cellular component: plasma membrane. The record is from RefSeq and is a predicted model, not a curated record. Gene Ontology annotation, molecular function: guanyl-nucleotide exchange factor activity. Lineage: Eukaryota; Metazoa; Chordata; Actinopteri; Clupeiformes; Clupeidae.